This is a messenger RNA of Cuscuta campestris, 2482 nucleotides long. The record is from the annotation of a GenBank genome assembly. Lineage: Eukaryota; Viridiplantae; Streptophyta; Magnoliopsida; Solanales; Convolvulaceae.
GAUAAGAGCCACAACCAAUCCUUUCAGAAAAUGAACACCCAGGCAAGGAAGACUCGAAAGGGACGAGUGAGGAAGACAUAGUCACAAAUCAAUCUGAAAUCUUUGUAUGUUCCUCAUCAGCUACAUUUCCCUUUCUCCUUUCAAUUUCAAUCUCUUCUUUUUCUUCGCUCACUUCCUAUGAAGCUUCUGGUUCGGCGGAAAAUUAGGGCAUAAGAACCAGUUUAUCCAAUCGAAAUUAUGGCGCUGCUCAUAAAUUCAGCACCUCCAUUGACAAAUCCGCCCUCAGUUCUACCUAAGAAGCAGUGCUAUUUCUUCACUGAAAGGCUGAGAUUCUACUAUUCCUUCCUGCACAAGAAGAUGUUUUUUUCUAGAGUGUUAGCGGUUGCAAACACACCCUGUGUGGGUAAUGAGCUGAGAGACUUGCCCGUUAAAGACUGUGUCCUUGAUCUGCUUAACUGGCGGGCACCCGAAAAUGGCCCAAGAAUAAUAGAACUUAAGCUAGAGGAAGCAGUUCUAGAUCUAGAGUAUAUGCUAGGGAAGGGAUAUCAGCCAACUGUAAGACAAGUGAUCAACCUGGUCCAAGAUCUUUGCCGCUACGAUAUGCCAGGGAAAGCUAGCAAAGUUAUGGAAAUGGCAGCUAGGUUUCGGUUACCGUGUUACACUGUCUCGGUGAGAUACUUGUGCAAUAAGGGAAAUUUUGGUCAUGCCCUUCAUUUAGUUGAGAGGCUUGAGGAAUAUGGGUACAGAACGAGCACGAAGACGUAUAAUUGCAUUAUAAGAGGGUUUUGCGAGCACGAAAGUUUGAGUUUGAGCCUACAGUUUUUCGCUAGUCUCGUGAAAAGAGGAAUGGUGCCUGAUGCUGAUACUCAUUCAAUCCUGCUUGAAGCGGUUUGUUGGGAGAAGGGGGUUGAUGAGGCUAUGGUGCUUUCGGAAAACAUCAUUGGUAAGGGCGGGAAGCUUAACCGUUUUUGUUACCAUGUGUUGUUGAAUGGGCUGCGCAAGGAAGGGAGAGUUGAUGAAGCUAUUCGAUUCUUGAGAGAAUUGCCAUCUAAAGGGUGUAAGCCCAAUGAUUUCAGCUACAAUAUCUUAUUGAGGAAGCUGUGUGUUGAAGGACGCUGGGGAGUAGCGAAUGAGCUUCUUGCUGAUAUGGGUGGGCAAAAUUGUCCACCCACCUUGGGGACCUGCAAUAUUUUUAUCACUUCGCUUGUGUUUCGUGGCCGAACAAAAGACGCCCUUAGUAUCUUGGAUGAAAUGCAUUCAGCCCAAGGGAUCAAGCCAACUGCUGCAAGUUACAACCCAAUAAUCGCACGCCUAUGCAAAGAAAAAAAGGCGAAAGAUGUGAUCAAGUGUCUCAAACAGAUGAUCUUAAAGCAGUGUGUUCUCAACAGUGGAACGUAUACCCCCUUUGCCGACCUCUGUGAGCAGGGGAUGUUGCAAGAGGCUCUUCAAAUUCUAGAGAGUUUGAGGGCCAAACAGCUGCGCCCCUUUGAUGAGUUUUACAAUAACGUGAUUGCCAGUUUCUGUAUGGGGAAUAAGUCCUACGCGGCUUUUCUACUCAUGUAUGAUUUGACAAUGUCUGGGUUCACUCCCGACUCAUCCACCUACUCAUCCCUCAUCAAAGGGUUGUGCUUGGAGAGAAUGCCACACGCUGCGAUUGAGAUCAUUAGGAUUCUACACGAAAACAGUUACAGACCAGAUGUUCAUGUCUUCAAUGCUCUUGUGUAUGGGUUGUGCAAAUCUCGGAGAACAGAUUUGUCAUUGGGAGUUUAUGAGGAGAUGAUUAUGAAAGGGUAUAUGCCGAACGAGUAUACGUAUGAAACCAUAGUCAAGGGACUCGUCCGCGAAAAACAAAAAGAGUUGGCAUCUUCACUUUUGAAAGAGUUGCAUAAGCUAAAGGUCGAGCUCAAUUACUAUGAACGUAGCCACCAAUGGUGUGGAUAUCCUACCACUUACUAUGAACGUAGCCACUUCCAGGAUCACUGUGGUUAACAGGAAUUGCAGCAUUAUAUUAUGAAUUGCACCACAGCAGUGUAAUGCCAACAAUCAGAAAACCUUAAUUGACACAGUGUGAUGGCAUUAUUGUGGUAGAGGUCAACACCGGCGACCUACGGUUGCACUCUGGUAGGCCCAAAGUAGCGGACGAUAGCACUUCGGUGACCCCACAGCAGCAGUAGGCGGCGCUCCGAAGACUCCACGGUGGAAGACGACGGUACUGUGGCGUUGAAUGGAAGCACUCUGGUGACCCACAACGGCGGCCGGCGAUGGUAGAUGUCAGUGUGGGAAGGUGUGGCGACGGCAAAUGACAAUGUGAGAGUUUCUUUUUUAUAAGAAAUAUUUGCACUAAAUAGCACUAAAACUUAAUUCAUUUUCCUAAAUAGCACUUAAAUUAUUUUAUUUCCUAAAUAGCACUUAAUAAUGUCCAGAAAGAGAAACAAUGACCUGUGAUGACGAACAUUUACUUGAAUAAUGACUAAAAGUCCUG